Messenger RNA from Gadus macrocephalus (Pacific cod), 11724 nucleotides. It is a transcript of the gene akap12a, whose product is annotated as A kinase (PRKA) anchor protein 12a. The record is from RefSeq and is a predicted model, not a curated record. The transcript has 4 exons. Gene Ontology annotation, biological process: regulation of protein kinase C signaling; signal transduction. Gene Ontology annotation, cellular component: cytoplasm. Lineage: Eukaryota; Metazoa; Chordata; Actinopteri; Gadiformes; Gadidae. Gene Ontology annotation, molecular function: calmodulin binding; protein kinase A binding. Bases 179 to 10573 code for a protein of 3464 amino acids.
CCAAGGGAGGUGUUUCCUCUAAAAGACUUGGCAUCAGUAGCGAGUCCGCAGCAGCACAUGAGCUCAUGUGCACACAGCUCUCGACUGGUGCGCGGUCUCUGGAUAUCUCCGACUCUCCUCUUCGAACAGCGAGGCUCUUCAUCCUCGGAGUAACAGCUCUCCGCAGCAACCCGAGACGAUGGGGGACACGCAGUCUGCACCGCGGGACGCUGAGCAGGAUGCUGAGAGAGAUACGGAUAGUGGUCGGGCUCAGGAUAGCGGAGACUGCAACGUGGAAGACAAGCUCCCCCAAAAUGAUACACAGAUCUCCGGUCUGCAUGGGAAAUCAGAUGGCCCACCAGCAGAACUAAACGAUCACCUCGAAGAUGAGUUUAUUGAUGACCUCUGUGACACAGAAUCACCCCUGGUUUCUGCAAGAGAAGAUGUUUCCGAUACAUUUGCGACGGUGGACGACAAGGAAGCACUUUUAGAGGACGUGGAGAUCAACGAUGUGACAGAUUCUGAUCCCGAAGCCGAUGAGGCAUCGCUAAACGAUCAAGAGGAUAAGAUGAACGAAAUCAAUAAAGGCUUCAGGAGAUUCUUCAGCAACAUCAGUCUGAAAUUAACCCUCAAGCAGGGCCCAGAUGAUAAACCAGCUGAGAUAGCUUCUGAUGUUCUCCCCAACCAAGAGGUGGCGCCGUGCAUCCCGGGGGACACCUGCGACGGGGCAAACGAAAGCACGAGCGAGACUUGCGAGAACAAUGGCGAUCCUCACACGGCACAGGACUCGGCUGACAAUGAAUCCACGACCUGCCCCACGGUGACGGACAUGACAUCUGAGGAGAACAUCCAGGAGGACGUUGAACACAAAACCCCCGCGGCAACGGAGGUGGAUCAGGAAGCUACAGAAGGGAUUUUGGCCCAAGCCGACACAGAGGGUGUCAGGUCAGAAGUAGAGCCUGGAGGAUCAUGUCCACAGGACUCUGCUGAAGAGGAGGUGCUGUCUCCCAUUAAAGUAUUCUUUAUAACAGGAAUCUUUUCUAGUCUACGGAAAAAGAAGAAACCAGCCGAAGAGGAAAGCCUAAAAAACAAGACGAAUCAGAAAGAAUCGGUAGACAUGGAUAGAGAGGAACCGGGCGGGAUAGAAGGAAUUGGAAAAGACUUGGCACAAGAUGAGCUUUUCCCGAAUGCUGAAAGAGCUGUGGUUGAGGAAAAGCAGAAAACAAAAAAUGGAAAUGAGGAGGUCAUGCGCGAAUCAGCCCCGACAAAUAAUGAUCAUGGAACUGGAGAAAACCUUGUUAAUGCCAAUAAUGAACUGCUCAGUUCUGAAGAGAAGGUCAAAUUUCCAAGUAGCUCACUACAACGUCUGCUUUCUGGGGCUAACUUGAAGAAGGUCUCCACAAAGCAACAAGGGAGGAAGAAAUCAUCAGACUCCGUUGAGCGCGUUACCUGCCCUUUGCAAUCGUCAGUAGAGUCAACCGAGAGUACAACAGACGAAAGCCCAAAAGUGGCUCCAGAAGAGGUGAACAAGUUGGAGGAAAGUGCCUGGGAGACGUUGAAAAGACUUCUUACUCCUAAGAAGUUCCAGAAAAACUCCACUCUGAGUAACGAGGAGGUCAUUGUAUCAAGCAAACCGGAGGAACCAAAGCUAAGUGAGGGAGAAGAAAUAGAAGAUGGGAACACAGAGGAAAGCAGGAAGAGGAAAGAUUCAAUUGUUUCAUGGGACUCACUCUUGUGUGGUUCUGGAAACAGAAGGAGCAGAAAAAGUUCAAGUGCUGAUGAACAGAAAGCUAGAACUGAGGGAGAUGAUAACAGAGCAGCAGCUGAAUCAAGGCCUGCUACAGACCUGGACAGUUCACAUGAGAUGGAGGAUAACCUAGCCUCUUCCCCAGAGCAUGGAAGAAGUCCCUCAGACGACGAAGGGUCAACAUGGAAAUCCUUAAAACGUCUGAUCACACCAAAACGGAAACCUAGAGAUGGAGAGGAAACCAAAGAGCACACCUCAGAUAGUGAAAUCAUCCAGGACGAAUCAUCCUUUUCAUUAAAGAAAUUUCUCCCUGGACGAAGGAAGAGGAGACCAUAUGAAAAGCAAGAGGAAGUACCUUCCGAUAAGCCUGAAAGAGAAGAACAUUCAGACGAGGAAGACUCAGAUACACCUGCAAUUAUUCCUUUGUCCGAAUUUGACAUACCUGUAACAGAGAGUCAAGGAAAAAUACAGGCAGUGCUAGAAAGUCAAACAGCUGAAGCUGAAGCCCCAAAAGAACAAGAGGAGCUCAAUGGUCAGACAACAGAAGCAGUAGUUAUGUGUGACAGCACACCAGCCUUGCCUAAAGGGACUAAGGACACUGAAACUGCUUUAGAAAAACUGACAUCUACAACCCCUGCUUCCAUGGAAGAAGUGGAAGAUCUGUCAGAGAUUGUCAGCAAGCUUCAACUGCUCAGUGACAUCCCGGAGGAAGGUCUAAUCGAGGAGAGCAUAGCCACGCCUGCCUCAUUUGCUGACGAUGCAGCAAGAGACGACACAAUUGCAGAUGUAAUAGAGUUCACAUCUGAGGCUGUUACUGCACCAGAGCCCAUAGAUAUUACAGUAGAAGAUGAAACAGAGAUGGUUUCAGCAGUAUCCCAGUUGACAGACUCUUCAAAAACAUCUGGCAACACAACACCAGUGCCAGCGGACUAUGACGUCAAAGAGACAGACAACCUCCUCCAUCAAGUUGUGGAAUUCAUUUCUGCAACCCAGAAUGACGCCCUAGAGUGCACAAGGGACCAGAAUCCCGAAAGAAUUGUUGGUUCUGUCUCUUCUCACAAAUUGGAGACAUCAUUCUCAAAAGAACUCACAAUUUUGACAACACACCAAACUUCCAACGCUACUUUGCUAUGUACUGGUUUUACUGUUGAAGCAUUUGAUGCAAUUGACAGAGUUGCAGAGGCAGAGUGCUUUUCAGACAUGACAGAAACAAUUUACACACAGUGUUUAUCUGAAGAUACUACUGAGGAGUUUCAUACUGCUGGGAUGUCUAUUGAUGAAGAACUUAAAAACAUUAAUGAGAGCCAACUGGUGGCAUAUUCUUCAUCUGAAGGUAAUAAGGCUAAGACCUCAGCUGUUUUGCCCCCGGCUGAGAAUGUAAAUGUGUCUGAAACUUCAAUAGACGACCACAAGAACGAUAAUGAGCAAGAUCAUGAAAUGGCGCCCCCUGGAAACGACUCAUAUGUUGAGGCCACAAUUCAAGUCCAAAGCGAGGAAAUGGUUGAUGAGUCUGAAACACUUACACUUACUGAUGCGUGUGUGUCUAAUUCAGAAGCUACACCUACAGAUGAAAUUGCUAAAGGAAGUCACAUACUGGGUGGUGAACAGAUGCAAGAUGUCGCUGAGCUUAGUGUUGGGUAUGAGGAACAACAUGGGCUCUUAGUUGUCGAGGUAGGGGUUGCUGAGUUUGGACAUGUGCCAGUGUCAGCACCUAUUGAACCUGAAGAAGUCAUAAUGAAAGCAGACAAGACUAAUAGUCAGCUACACUCAUUUCCAUCUGUGGACGUGGGGCAAGCAGAGCAAGGUGUUCAAGAACUUCAAAGCCAAUCUAUGACUGAAGAUAUUACAGAACAAGACUCAACAGUACCUGACAGUUCUCCCUCCACUGAAGCAAAAGAACAAAUCGAACACACUCUGCUGGAAACAGAAAUGUAUAUAAAAGAAGACGUCGCCGAGAUUUUACAAGAUGCUCUCUGUGAGGAUGGAGACGAAACCACAGAAGUAACAGGUGAACUGCAUACAGAAACGUCUGUUGAAGAAAGUGAAGAAAGCAAUGUUCAGGUACUGGAACAUAAGGUGAUAACUGAAGAUAGUCCAGUACUGGAGGAUUUGACCGAGAAACGCCUUGCAACAGGAGAACAGGAACCUAAAGAAGUACCACAGCACACUUCAGUUGAAGAAGAUGAAUUGGAAGAAGUAAUGUCUAAUCCCAUGACAUCUGUGAUUCAUAAUGAUACCAAUAAUCAGGCAGUUGAAAAACAGGUUAUAACUGAAGACAAUGCAGAGUUCCAAGCAGAAAAUGCCCUUCCUUCAUCAACAAGUGAAGUGGAAAAGAAGGCUGCGGCAGUAUCUGAGCAAGGCUUGGCAGAGAGAGAGCAUAUUUACAGAGCAAAUGACCCUCGUGAAGAACCCAGGGAAGUGUUAGGUCAUGAAGAUGGCCAACCUACUGAAGUGCCAGAUCAAUUGGAAACAUUGACUUCACAAUUUGUGGCCUCUAUAAUUUCUGAUGUGAGUGUUGUUCAAUUACUUGAAAAACAGUUAAUAACUGAAGACAUUGCAGAGUCCCAAGCAGAAGAGGCCAAGACGGAAGUUGAAAAGGAGGCUUCAAUUGUUACUGAGCAAGGUUUUGUAGAGAAAGAGCUUGUUUCCAGAGAGAAGGACCCUUGCGAUGUAACCAGACAAGUUCUAAUUCAAGAAGAUGGCAUACUAACUGAAGUGACUGAUGAAUUAAAAACAUCACAGUCUGUCCAUUUGGGCACUCUGAACUCUGAAGCCAGAAAUGUUGCAAUCCAUCAACAGCUAAUUACAUCAGAAGACAUCAUAGGAUCCCUUACAGAAAAUGCAUGCACCUCGAUUACAGAUGCAGAUGAGAAAGAAAACGCAACGCAGUCAAAGCAAUCAUUGUUGUCUAAAGGGCAUUUAACUGUCAAAAGUGUCGUUAGUGAGGAACUUCUCGCAAUUUCAAUUACAGAUUAUGUCCAGGUCGCUGAUGUUACUAAGGAGUUGAAACCAAUAACAUCUACUCAUGAAGCCUCUGUGGAUUCUAAUACUGCCAUCGUUGAGGUUCUUGAAAAGCAAGUAUCUGAAGACAUCCCAGAACAAGAUAGAGCCUCUGCCUCUGUGACAGAUAAAGUUGAGAAUGAAACAGGGAUACUGAUAGAGCGAAUUCUUAUGGAAAAACCACCAACAAUGGCUUACGAUGACCCAGACGACAUUCCCCAACAGAGUGUUGCUAAAGAAGAGGCUGAAGUAGUUAAUGUGUCAACAGAGGUUGAAGCUCCACCUGCUGUUCAAAUUGCCCCUCUGAAUCCACUGUUUAGAAUUGUUGAGGGUAUUGAAAAGCAAGUUACAUCCCAAAACCUAUUAUCUAAUGCAGAAAAUGCCGACCCCGUCAUUACAUUUGAAGAUGAGAAAGCAACUGUAACUCAACCAGAGCAAUCAUUGUUGGAAAAAGAGCUUUCGACUGUAGAAAGCGACCUUAGUGAGGAACCACAGAAAGGUUCAGUUACAGAAGAUUUCCAGGUUGCUGAAUUUAUAAAGGAAUUGCAAGCAACAACAUCUGUUUAUUUAGCUUCUGUGGACUAUAAUGCUGGUAUCGUUGAAGUGCAUGAAAAGCAAGGUGUAUCUGAAGACCUCGAGUUCAAUGCAGUUAAUGCCAGCACCCUGAUACAAGUUGAAGAUGAGAAAGAAACUGUAACUCAAUCAGCGAAAUCGCUGUUGGUAAAAGAGCAUGUAAUUGUGGAAAGUGACGUUAGUGAGGAACCGCAGCACAUUUCAGUCACAGAUGAUACCCAGGUCGCUGAAGUCACAAAGGAAUUGGAUCCACCGGCACAUAUUCAUUUAGCUUCUGUUGACUCUAAUGCUGGUAUUGUUGAGGUUCUUGGAAAUAAAGAUCUAUCUGGAGACAUCCUAGUACCCGAAGGACCCUUGGUCUCCAUGACAGCUGAAGUUGAGAAGGAAACUGGGGUACUAACAGAGGAAGCUCUUGUGGUUGAACAACUUCCAACCAUGGACUAUGACCCCAAUGAAAUUCCCCAACAGAGUGUUGCUAAAGAAGAGGCUGAAGUAGUUAAUGUGUCAACAGAGGUUGAAGCUCCACCUGCUGUUCAAAUUGCCCCUCUGAUUUCAGAGUCCAGUGUUGUUCUGAUUAUUGUAGAGCAAGUUACAUUUGAUGACCUAGGAUCUAAUGCAGAGGAUGCCCAACCCAUCAGUUCAGUUGAGGAAGACAAAGAAACUGUAACUCAACCAGAGCGAUGUUUGUUAGAAAAAGAGCUGGUAACUGUAGAAAGUGAUUUUAUUGAGGAACCACAGCACAUUUCAGUUACAGAUGUUGUUCAAAUCGCUGACAUUACUAAGGAAUUGGAAGCAUCAACAUCUAUUGAUGUAGUUUCUGUGGACUAUAAUGCUGGUAUCGUUGAAGUUCUUGAACAUCGAGGUGUAUCUAAAAAUCUCGAACCUAACGCAGUGAAUGCCAGCACCCUGAUACAAGUUGAAGAUGAGAAAGAAACUGUAACUCAAUCAGCGCAAUCACUGUUGGAAAAAGAGCUUGUAAUUUUGGAAAGUGACCGUAGUGAGGAAUCGCAGCACAUUUCAGUCAAAGAUGAUGUCCAGGUUGCUGAAGUCACAAAGGAAUUGGAUCCACAAACACAUAUUAAUUUAGCUUCUGCUGGUGUUGUUGAGGUUCUAGAAAAUCUAUUUCAAUCUGGAGAAAUCCCAGGUCAUGAAGGAUCCUCUGUCUCAGUGACCGCUGAAGUUGAGAAUGAAACUGGGGUACUGACAGAGGAAGCUCUUGUGGUUGAACAGCUUCCAACCAUGGACUAUGACCCUAAUGAAAUUCCCCAACCGAGUGUGGUAAAGGAAAAUGAUGAAGUAGUUCAGGUGUCAACAGAGUUUGAGGUUCCACCUACUCUUCAUCCAGCCCCUCUGAUUUCAGAGUCCAGUAUUGUCGAGAUUUUUGAAGAGCAAGUUACAUUUGAAGACCUAGGAUCUAAUGCAGAGAAUGCCCAGCCCGUCAGUUCAGUUGAGGAAGACAAAGAAACUGUAACUCAACCAGAGCAAUGUUUGUUGGAAAAAGAGCUUGUGGUUGUAGAAAGCGAUCUUAUGAUGGAACCACAGCACAUUUCAUUCACAGAUGUUCUUCAGAUCGCUGACAUUACUAAGGAAUUUGAAGCAUCAACAACUAUUGAUGAAGAUUCUGUGGACUUUAAUGCUGGUAUCGUUGAGGUUCUUGAAAAGCAGGAUAUAUCUGAAGACAUCCUACUUCACGAUGUAGCCUCAGUGACAGCUGAAAUUGAGAAUGAAACUGAGAUAUUGCAGCAAGCACUUGUGGUUAAAACGGUUUCAAUCUUGGAUUAUGACCCUAAUGAAAUUCCCCAACAGAAUGUGUUAAAAGAUGGUGAAGUAGUUAAGAUGUCAGAUUUUGAAGCUCCAUCUCAUGUACAAAUUACCCUUCUGACUUCGGAUUCCAGUAUUGUUGAGGUUAUUGAAAAGCAAGUUACUGAAGAGCUAGGAUCUGAUGCAGAGAAAGCCAACACCUUGUUUACAGUGGAAAAUGCAAAAGUAAUUUAUUCAGAGCAAUCAUUGUUGGUAAAAGAGCCUGUUUCUAUAAAAAGCAACCUCAAUGAAGAACCACAGCACAUUUCAGUUACAGAUGUCCAGGUCACUGAAGUCACAAAGGAACUGGAAGCAUCGACAUUUGAUCAGGUAGCUUCGCUGGAUUCCAAUGCUGAUAUUGUUGAAAUUCUUGAAAAGCAAGUUGUAUCUGAAAACAUCCCAGUCCCCAAUGGAGCCUCUGUCUCAGUGACAGCUGUAGUUGGGAAUAAAACUGAGGUACUGCUACAAGUGGUUGGGGGUAAUGCGCUUCCAACCGGGAACGAUGACCCUCAUGAAAUUCCCCAGCAGAGAGCCGUAGAACAAGUUUGUGAAGUUGUUCAAACAGAGUUUGAAGCUCCACCUACUGUACAAAUAGCCCCUCUGGUUUUGGGGUCCAGUAUGGUUGAGGUUAUUGGAAAGCAAGUUCUAUCUGACAUCCCAGUAACUAAUGGAGAAAAGGUCUCUGCUUCUACAACAGCUGAAGCUGGAGAGGAAGCAGCAGUACUGAUAGCACAAGAGCUCAUUAAGAAAGUGCUCAGAACUGUAGUUGGAGACCCUGAUGAAAUUCCCAGACAGUGUGCUGUCAAAAAUGAACAUGAGUUUGCAGACAUUGCAAACAUAUUGGAUGGAUCAACAGAAGUUGACAUAGACUCUAUCAACUCAGACACAAGUGUACCCCAAGCGCUUAAGGAACAUGUUCUAUCUGAAGUUAUCCCAACUCCAGACACAGACAAUGCUUCUGUUAACUCUGUAACAGAAGUUACCGAGAUGUUGGAGGCCCCAACGGCAGUGAAAUUGGUCUUGAUUAACCGGGAGACAAUUCUACCCAAAGUAUUUGAAAAACAACAAGUACAAGACUAUGUGGCCUUAGUAGUGCCUGAACCUAGACAUGAAGUGGUCUCUAAUGCAGUAAAUGAUGAGGGUGAUAUCAAUAAACUUGCUGGGGUGGAAGAAAAUGCAGAAAUGGUUGAGGAUGUUGCAGCAAUGCAGGAUGAAGAUGGUGCAGCAAUGCAAGCAUGCGGUGUCCAAACCUCAAUGGAUCAUGAUGCCAACAGAGAAACGCCAAACAUUAGGGAACCUUUGUUAGAUGUCAUAGCAACUGAAGAAGAGCCCCAGGACACUGUAGAGCAUGUCAGGGUCCUGGAACCAUGUGUGGAGGAGGGCAUGAUAGAGAUGGCCAAAAAAAGCAAGGGAGAUGUUGAGGUCAAAUCAGCUGAGGAGAUGGGAGUCACAGAUGCCAAAGAGGGCAUGGACAUUGGCUGUAUAGUUCAAAAUGAGGUACAGAAUGUCUACACCUCCCUGGCGACAGAGGAGGAGAUGCUUGAUAAGAUGGAUAAUGUCACCGCAAAGGAGGUAGAUCAACAGAAAAACCAGACAGAAGUGUCUGACGAAGGGGCAAAGGAGGAGUCUUGUUUGAAGGAAGAGCCUGGGUCUGCAGUACAAGUUAUUGUCACUCCACCAACUGAUGAACAAAAAGGAACAGAAAUUAUCAAAAGUGAACCAACUGAAUUAGAGGCUCAAAAAUUAACAAAAAAGGAGUCUGAUGCAUCGAUCGAAAGAACAGCACCAGAAGUUCUAUCUGAAACUGAAAUUGGAAAUGAAGAGGAAACUCCCUCAAAUAUAGUUUUUGCGACUACAGACGAUGUCGCCAUAUAUAAACUCAAACCAGAUCUAGAUGAAACUAAAGUUGAAUUAAAAAAGGAAUCAGACAAGAAUGUCAUAGAAGAGGAUUCAUCGUGUUCCCCAGAGCUAUUGGCUGCAAAUGAAACGAUUGAGGCCAAACAGGCAAUAGUAGUACCUCAAAUAAUAACCUCAUCUGAGAAAGUGCAACCAACUUCUGAAAUGGGGGUGGAAGAAAUUCAGGCAACAGAGAAUGUUGAAUCCAACAUACAAAUGGAGGUAACUGAACUUGAAAAAGAAAAAGAAGAUCCAACUAUUAAAAUUGAAGUGACAGAACUUCAAGGAUUGGAGAAAAUAGAACCUAACAUUCAAAAGGAGGUAAAAGAAUUAGGAACCGAACAGAAACGCCAGAUCCAGGCGUCUGAGGUCAAUGUGAAUGUGGCACCCAAAAUACAAAUGGAGGGAACAGAGUUUCCAGCAACCGAGAAACUGGAAUCAACUCUUCAAAUGGAGGGAACAGAACUUCAAGUGACAGAGGAAGCUGAACAAAACAUUAAAAUUGCGCUGACCAACAUAAAGGUCACCGUUAAAGUUGUUGUCCAAGCAAUAGAGGCAAUAGAUCUUGAGAAAACUAAAGUUGAUGCACAUCUCAUAGAUGAUUCAUCAUUUUCACCACAGGAAGUAGCUGUGAAGGAAAUUAUGGAUGCAAAACAGGAGCAAACUCACCCUUGUGAGAUGGUUACACCAAGUCAGGAAGGAGAACCAACUAUCAAAAAUGAAGAGGCAACAGAAAUUCAGCUAACAGAGAAAGUAGAACCCAAGAUACAAAUGGAGGCAACGGACCUUCAAGGGAAAAAGAAAGUGGAACCAAACAUUCAAAUAGCGUUCACAGAAAUGAAAGACUCCUUAACACAGCGUGAACGACCUGAGGUUGGUGUCCAAGCAGAAGAGGCAAUAGAAAAAGCGAGAACAAUCCAAAUGGCAGAAGUACCUGAGAGGCUACAGGAGGCAUGCGUAUCUGAGGUUUCAGUAACUCGGGUGAUAGAAGUCCCAGGACUGGUUCAAGAAUUAGAUUCAACGAGGGAGAUGAUUCAGGCGGAGCCAGUGGCACUACAAGUUGGCUUAGAGCAAGUCGUGUUCCUUAGUCAAACGGGGCAAGCUCACUUUGCUGAGGAGCCUUUAGAAACGACACAGCAACACUUAGUGCACGUUGAACAAGCGGAGAGAACGGUGCCAUCAAGUCCGCCAGUUCAGCCUGAGGUUGUUGUCGAGUCAGCAGAACCUGUCUCCCUAUGGGAAGGGGAACUGGAGCAGGACGUCUGGUUAGAUGCAGAGGAGGACAUUGGCAAGCAAGAAGGUGCAGAGAAGACUGGGAAUGAACCUGUGUCAUUCCCAGUUCCCACGAUGUCUGUGCAAAGUCAAUUGGAAAUAUCUCAGGCCGAAGACCAAGAAGAAGUGUUCCUGGAUACAACUGGGCAUGCUCACAUUGAGGAAGAAAGUAGCCCAGAAGAAAUACAAGCAAUAGGAGAAAUACAUGAAAUAGAGAGAGAAGGGGAAGACUUUGCUAUUGCCCUGGAGGAUCCACAAAUUAAGAAUCUAACAGAGAAAAGUUUGAUUUGCAAGGAGCUGGACUAAUUCCUCCGAACUCCAGAAUCAAGAAAGGGUGGAACUGCGUGGAAGUUGAAGGCUGUUGACAAAGGAGAAGAACAAUGAAAGGAAAACCGCCGGAAUGGAAAGAGAACUUUUUCAAACUAAUUGUCCGAUAUACUGUUUAGGGGUACAUUUAGAAUUAUUUAUUUGCAUAUUAAUUUCAUUAAUAUAUUCAGCUCUUGCUGUAGAGACAGCUUGUAAACUCAAAGCUCAGAAAACCCUCAACGUCAUUCACACAGUACAGGCACCUACAUUCUUAUACUGCAAACUAGAAUUAUUUUACCGGGUGCAUUUUUAUUUAUAUUUGUAACAGCUGAAACAUAUACAUAUUUAGCUGAAGGAACAGCCUGUGCUUAUAUAGGUAAAACAUUUUAAUUUGCGGUUUUACAUAGUCACUUUGCAAUAAAUCUUUUGUAAUAAUAGGUGGUCCAAAUGAAUGUGAAAUGGUUUUAAAAACAGAAACAAUGCAAUCAAUAUGAAAACAAUCAAACUAUAUAAAAAGCUAAAGUCUGUAUAACAGCCAUUAUAUUUUGAUAUGAGAAGGAUCUAUACAAGUGAAGCCAAAUAGAAGUGGUUAACUGAAAACCAAGGCAAUAAGUAAGUAACUACUCCCAACUAGAUAAACGUAUCCAGGACAACGGUUUCUUGACCAUACUGAUGCAACUGCAUUAACUUUGUACUUAGAUGUUUUUAAAUUGAGACAUUUUGAUAUGAGCGCAAGAUUGCCAGACUGCUCUAUAUGUAUUACCACAAAUGUGUUUAAAUUGCACUGAGCUAAGAUCGCAUAUAUAUAUAUUACUAAAGCAAUAUACUACUACAGUAAUAUAUAUAACACUAUUAUCCACAGCGCCUUAACUGUAUUCUACCCAUUCAUGGCACCUUGGCCACCAGUGGCUCAUUUUCAGUAAAGGCAGCUGGUGAUGAGAGAGUUGAAGAAUGAGACAGGAAAUAUGCUUGCAAGAGCAAACUGUAUGUUGCGUAACCAAUAUAUUUAACCUUCCUUCACAAUCAGAUUACACAAAAACUAAUGUUUUAAAUAAAAUUAAAUGUUUCCAUAUGCACCAGUAUAUUUACAAAUGUGGUCAAAAUGCCACUGCGAUGAUACUCUAUUUCAAUAAAUGUCUGAAGAAUUUGAA